GCGCGUCUGCGCGCGCUCCCGGGCCGCCACUCCGGUGCGUCCUCAGCCAUGGCGGCUGCAUCUGGUCCCAUUCACCUUCGGCGGUGUCUGGUGUCGCCGGCUGGGGCGCACAGCGCCUCUCUGAUCUUCCUGCACGGUUCAGGUGACUCUGGACUAGGAAUGAGAACAUGGAUCAAGCAAGUUUUAAAUCAAGAUCUAACUUUCCAACACAUAAAAAUUAUUUAUCCAACAGCUCCUGGCAGACCAUAUACUCCUUUGAAUGGAAACAUCUCCAAUGUAUGGUUUGACAGAUUUAGGAUAUCUAACGACUGCCCAGAACACAUUGAGUCAAUUGAUGUGAUGUGUGAAGCACUGACUGAUCUGAUUGAUGAGGAAGUGAAGAGCGGCAUUAAGAAAAACAGGAUUUUAAUAGGAGGAUUUUCCAUGGGCGGAUGCAUGGCGAUGCAUUUAGCGUAUAGAAAUCACCAAGAUGUAGCAGGAGUGUUUGCUCUUUCUAGUUUUCUGAAUAAAGCUUCUGCUGUUUAUCAGGCUGUUAAGGAAAGUCAUGGUGAACUCCCUGAAUUAUUUCAGUGUCAUGGAACUGCAGACGAGUUAGUUCUUCAUUCUUGGGGUGAAGAGACAAACUCAGAGUUAAGAUCUCUAGGUGUAAGCACAAAAUUUCACAGUCUUCCCAAUGUUUACCAUGAGCUAAACAAAACCGAGCUGGAAAAGCUGAGGUCGUGGAUUCUAACCAAACUGCCAGGAUAAAUGGAAGGGAGGCUCAGAGCUUCUUUAGCUGCUGGUUAGCGCUCCACUUAAGAGAAGGACUCUGAGCAGCAUACUCUGGUUAAUGAACUCAAAGCUGUCAUCCUCUGA
Ochotona princeps (American pika) is the source of this 855-nucleotide messenger RNA. RefSeq names its product lysophospholipase like 1 (gene LYPLAL1). The coding region runs from base 49 to 747 and encodes 232 amino acids. Gene Ontology annotation, cellular component: cytoplasm. Gene Ontology annotation, biological process: protein depalmitoylation. Lineage: Eukaryota; Metazoa; Chordata; Mammalia; Lagomorpha; Ochotonidae. Gene Ontology annotation, molecular function: palmitoyl-(protein) hydrolase activity; carboxylic ester hydrolase activity. The transcript is spliced from 6 exons. The record is from RefSeq and is a predicted model, not a curated record.